ACCAGGUCUUCUUUUUACUCUCUUCUUGUGCUGUCAUGGUGAUUUCAUUGUCCACAUGGCUGGCAGCUCUAACAUGGAAGAAGAAAGGAUUACUAGAAGAAAAGGUGUUGAACUGCCUUCCUGAAUGAGUUCUUGAAGUGCUCAGUUGGGUAAGCACAGCUACGCCGUGCAGGGAAUCUGUAUGCAUUGGGGAGCAAAGAGUUGUAGACCUAAUUGCUUACAUGUCUGUGAGAGCAUAGAGGGGGGAUAGAAGGCCGAGGAGGGGCCACUAUCCACACUAUUUUUUGAAACUUGUCUUUUUGUUCAAAUUGUUCUGUAGAGCUCUUGCUUUCUUCUGUUUCAUCUUUUUGUCAUCACUUUGGGCAGAUGAAUUAUGCACUGAGUUGGUCCCCUCCAAGUCUGCAAGAGCAUUAAUUAGGGGUGCAAAGAAAAUGUUGUGAGUGUAAAGGACAGGAUAGGACAGCAACUCUGCCCGUCCUCUGGGUGUCUAUCCAUUAUGUUUGGUUGGGUUGGAUUGAACUGGUAAAGGGUUUGUUUGGGGUUGGAAUUUGUUGAGGCUGACCAAGUUUUGAAAGAACAUUUCUUUGUUCUUGGACUUCUGUUGCGGAUCUUAGGGUUGCGCAAUGCUUCCUAUGUGAUUCAAUGGUGGGUUUCUUGAUGCUACCACAGAUGGGAGUUGUCUAGAGUUUGGAUUUUGGAUUUGGUUGGUAAGGGUUUUGGGGUGGUUUUUGUGAUUCAAUGCUGGGUUUCUUGAUGUUUCUACAUAUGGGAGUCUCCUGAAGUUUGGAUCUUGGAAUUUGCUUCUUUAGGGGUUCUUGUGAGUCAAUUGUGGCUUUCUUAAUGCUUCUACAGAGAGGUGUAGCCUGAACCUUGGAUCUUGAAUUUGGUCAUUUAGGGUUUAUGAGGUGGUUUGACAUGGCCCCUAAAUGAAGUGAAGUGAAGUGCUUCGAUUAUCCAUAAAUGUGUAACCUUUGGAUGACACUGCAAGGUCACUAGGGUAGUGCUUCUGAGAUACAGGACCCUUUUGCAAUCUAUGGUUCCUACUUCGGGCCUUCACUUGGUGGCAUUGUACAAGAUAAACCAGUUCAUGGAGAAAAGAGCAUUUAUCUACAUGAGCAUGUAGGGUGAUGAUCAAUGACCACAUAGUGGUGCGUUUUGUGACUGUGUUUUUGCAGGACCUUGUUUGAGAUUCUUUAAUCACGUCUCUCCUAGAUUCAUUCAAGAUGGCAUGCAUGAAGCUGGGAUCGAAACCUGAUGCCUUCCGGCAACAAGGGCAAUCCUGGUUCUGUGCAACUGGGCUUCCAAGUGAUCUUACAGUUGAAGUUGGAGAUAUGAUGUUCCACCUCCAUAAGAAAGGGAGAGCGGAGGGUAGUUAUCUGAACAUUUUCACCGACAUCCAUUUAUCGACUUUCUUGACCUUUUUUCCUUUGCUAUCAAAGAGUGGUCUUUUAGAAAAACUAAUCGAGGAGAACUCUGACAAAGAAGAAGCAAUAAAGUUGCAUGAGGUUCCUGGUGGGGCGCCAGCAUUUGAACUUGUGGUCAAGUUCUGCUAUGGUGUGAAGUUGGAACUCAAUUCAUCAAAUGUUGUGCGCUUGCGCUAUGCUUCGGAGCACCUUCAAAUGACAGAAGAGAUAGCAGAAGGCAACUUGAUUGCUCGGACAGAAAUCUUCUUUAACCAGGUUGUCCUUCGCAGCUGGAAAGAUUCGAUGAAAGCACUCCAAACAUGCAGUGAUUUCCUCCCUCAUGCUGAAAACCUUCAGCUUAGUAAGAGAUGUAUCGAUUCCUUAGCCGUUAAAGCUAGUACAGAUCCAAAUCUAUUUGGCUGGCCGAUGAUGGAACACUGUGCCAUGCAAAGCCCCGGUGGGAGUGUGUUGUGGAAUGGGAUAAGCACAGGAGCUAGACCUACAAACUGUCGUUCGGAUUGGUGGUACGAGGAUGUCUCCUCCUUGACUUUUCCCUUGUACAAAAGGCUCAUCUCUCUGAUGAAAUCUCGGGGCAUCAGACAAGAAACAAUUGCAGGUUCUCUGACUUUCUACGCCAAACGGUAUCUUCCCGGACUGAACAGGCAUCAGAAUCUGGCACAUGGAAAUCUUGUAGCUGCACCUUCUGAAGAAGAGCAACGGCAUCUCGUCGAAGAGAUUGAUAGCUUGUUGCCUCUUCAAAAGGGUCUAGCCUCAACCAAGAUCUUGCUUGGUCUUCUUCGCACUGCCAUAAUUCUGCAAGCUCGUCCGUCAUGCAUUUCUAACUUGGAGAAAAGGAUCGGGAUGCAGCUAGACCAGGCCGACCUGGAAGAUCUACUUUUCCCAACCUUUGCAUACUCCACGGAGACACUCUACAAUGUUGAUUGUGUCAAAAGAAUGCUUGAUCACUUCUUAGCCAUGGAUCAAGCUACAGGUGGAACCUCUCCUGGCUCGGUCAAUAAUGAGCAGUCAAUCGGCUCCUCAUCUUUGAUGCCGAUAACCACUGUUGCCAAGCUAAUCGAUGGUUAUCUAGCAGAGGUUGCUCCAGAUACCAACUUAAAGCUGCCAAAGUUCCAAAUGUUGGCUGCUGCCGUACCUGAUUAUGCCCGACCACUCGACGACGGUCUGUACCAUGCCAUUGACAUAUACCUGAAGGCACAUCCUUGGCUCUCAGAAAACCAGAGGGAGCAGCUGUGCCGGCUGAUGGACAGCCAGAAGCUGUCACUAGAAGCUUGCACUCAUGCUGCACAGAAUGAGAGGCUCCCUCUGCGAGUUGUGGUUCAAGUCCUGUUCUUUGAGCAGCUUCAACUUCGGACAUCGGUUGCUGGAUGUUUGCUGGUGUCUGACAACCUUGAUGGCUCGCGACUGCUGAGGAGUGGAAUUGCUUGUUCGGGUGAAGCUGGAGGAUGUACACCACCAACCGCCGUUAGGGAGAACAAGGAUCUGAAGGUGGGCAUGGAUUACAUGAGGAUGAGAGUAUCUGAGCUCGAAAAGGAAUGCACAACUAUGAAGCAAGAAAUCAAGAGGUUAGGUCGGGGAAGGAGUCGAUGGAGCAGCAUUUCGAAGAAGCUUGGUUUCAGGAUGAAGAUGCCGCUAUGCAGUGCCCACGAGGAUUCUGUAAGUGACCAGCAGAAGAGUAAAGUUGGGAAGAUUCACAAGUUGCAGGCUGUAAUCACAAAACAGAAGCAGCUGUUACUUGUAGAUGCUUCUUGUCAUCCUUCUUAAUCGUGUGACAUUGUUGUCCUUAUGUGUGAUUUCUAUUUCAGUAGCCACUUUCAACACAUCAUAUACUUUCUUCUUGUGCAG
This is a messenger RNA of Musa acuminata AAA Group (dessert banana), 3266 nucleotides long. RefSeq names its product BTB/POZ domain-containing protein At1g30440-like. The record is from RefSeq and is a predicted model, not a curated record. Lineage: Eukaryota; Viridiplantae; Streptophyta; Magnoliopsida; Zingiberales; Musaceae. The coding region runs from base 1224 to 3185 and encodes 653 amino acids. The transcript is spliced from 5 exons. Gene Ontology annotation, molecular function: protein binding.